AUGACCGGAGACAACACAGAGGGACCGGUAGAGCCAUACAAAACUGUCGGAGCACACAGAGACCUGAUUCAUUGCGUCUCCUUCGAUCCACAUGGCCGCCGAAUGGCAACUUGUGCCAGCGACAUGACGAUGGCUAUCUGGGAUCGGCAACCCAAUGGAAACUGGCGAAGAUCCGCACAUUGGAAGUGCCACGGAGGAGCAGUUUGGCGUGUGAUUUGGGCGCAUCCCGAGUUUGGACAGAUUGUUGCCACGUGCUCUUAUGACAGAACGAUUGUGGUUUGGGAAGAACAAAUUGUGAGAUCUGAGAAGGAUUUGAAGUCGAAAGAAUCUCAAUGGAUCCGACGAACGAUAAUCUCCGACAAUCGCUCCGAUGUGACUGAUAUCUGCUUCUCCCCACGCCAUCUUGGUCUUAUGAUGGCCUCUUGCAACGUUCUCGGCGCCGUCAGAAUCUACGAAGCUCCAGAUGUCGUCGACGCCUCCAGAUGGAAUCUGAUUCACGAGCUACAAGCAUUCCACACCCGAUGUGGAUGUGUCACCUGGUCACUAUCUCGUAUGCACCGCCCAUUGAUUGCGGUUGGAUCUGAUGAGAAGAAGGCGGGUGGCAAGGAGAGAGUUGUGAUCUAUGAGAAUAUUGAUGGAUUGAGGAAAUGGCAUAGAAUUCAUUCACUCGUUUUCGAUCUUCCAUGCCCGAUUACUGAUUUGAAAUUCUCCCCAAUUUCCAUGGUUGACAGUCACCAAUUGGCUAUCGCUUCUGGCGACGUCAACAUCUUCAACAUCAAAGUUGCACGCUCGGCGAUUCUCGAAGAGGACGGUGUGGACAAUCCAAUUACACUGGCUGAUUAUAAUGUUCAACGAGUCGCCCUUCUUGGCGAUCAUCGAAAAGCUUGGAGGAUUCGAUAUAAUCUCAUGGGAUCUGUCAUCUCGUCCACAAGUUUGGAUGGCACGUUGAGAUCGUGGAAAUCACUAUUCGUAAACCAGUGGGUGAAACUGAGUGAGAUGAACGUCGACGACUACGUCCCGUCACCAGAAGAAGUUCGUGCACUUGUCGCAUCAAAAACCACUGAACGCCUUCCCGAACAACUUGAUCAAAACUAUUUUUGA
Molecule: messenger RNA, 1101 nt
Organism: Caenorhabditis remanei
Lineage: Eukaryota; Metazoa; Nematoda; Chromadorea; Rhabditida; Rhabditidae
Exons: 7
Coding region: 1-1101 (366 amino acids)
Biological process (GO): positive regulation of TORC1 signaling; cellular response to amino acid starvation
Cellular component (GO): Seh1-associated complex; nuclear pore outer ring
Molecular function (GO): protein binding; structural molecule activity
Source: RefSeq, a predicted model, not a curated record